Lepus europaeus (European hare) is the source of this 2678-nucleotide messenger RNA. It is a transcript of the gene CDC37L1, whose product is annotated as cell division cycle 37 like 1, HSP90 cochaperone. Gene Ontology annotation, biological process: protein folding; protein stabilization. Gene Ontology annotation, molecular function: protein-folding chaperone binding; heat shock protein binding. The transcript has 7 exons. The coding region runs from base 129 to 1142 and encodes 337 amino acids. The record is from RefSeq and is a predicted model, not a curated record. Gene Ontology annotation, cellular component: cytoplasm. Lineage: Eukaryota; Metazoa; Chordata; Mammalia; Lagomorpha; Leporidae.
GCAUCGCGGCCAGCGCGGGGAUUGUGGGUAACGAACCCGGCCGGCUGGGGUGGCUGGCUCCGCGCAGCAGGGUCCGCUCACGCCAAGUCCGUUGGCUGUCGCUGGUGCUGGGCCCGGGGCAGCGGGACAUGGAGCAGCCGUGGCCGCCGCCGGGGCCCUGGAGCCUCCCUCGGGUCGAGGGUGAGGCCGAGGAAGAGAGUGACUUGGACGUGUCCCCCGUCUCCCCCCGCUGCCCGCAGCUGCCGGGCGGUGGCGCCCAGAUGUAUAGCCAUGGGAUUGAACUGGCUUGCCAAAAGCAAAAGGAGUUUGUGAAGAGUUCUGUAGCGUGCAAAUGGAAUCUUGCUGAAGCUCAGCAGAAACUUGGUAGCUUAGCACUGCACAACUCUGAGUCCCUGGAUCAGGAACAUGCCAAAGCACAAACAGCAGUGUCAGAACUGAGGCAGCGGGAGGAAGAAUGGCGACAGAAAGAAGAGGCUCUUGUACAAAGAGAAAGGAUGUGUUUGUGGAACAUGGAUGCCAUUAGCAAGGAUGUUUUUAAUAAGAGUUUUAUUAAUCAAGAUAAAAGAAAAGAAACAGAAGAUGAAGAUAAAUCAGAAUCAUUUAUGCAGAAGUAUGAGCAAAAAAUCAGACAUUUUGGUAUGUUGAGUCGUUGGGAUGAUAGUCAGAGAUUUUUGUCUGACCACCCAUACCUUGUAUGUGAAGAAACUGCUAAGUAUCUUAUUUUAUGGUGUUUUCAUCUAGAAGCUGAGCAGAAAGGGGCUCUAAUGGAACAAAUAGCACAUCAAGCUGUUGUAAUGCAGUUUAUUAUGGAAAUGGCCAAAAACUGUAAUGUGGAUCCAAGAGGGUGUUUUCGUUUAUUUUUCCAGAAAGCCAAAGCAGAAGAAGAAGGAUAUUUUGAAGCAUUCAAAAAUGAACUUGAAGCUUUCAAGUCAAGAGUCAGACUUUAUUCUCAAUCACAAAAUUUUCAACCUAUGACAGUUCAGAAUCAUGUUCCUCAUUCUGGUGUUGGAUCUAUAGGUUUAUUAGAAUACUUACCACAGAAUCCAGAUUAUCUUCAGUAUUCUAUCAAUACAACUCUCUGCAGUUUAAACUCAGUGGUACAUAAAGAAGAUGAUGAGCCCAAAAUGAUGGACACUGUAUAAUUUGGUUAAGACUGCUGAGGCCAAGUGCUAUUUUGUUACAAGAAAGGAAGAACUUGGCUAUUUUCUUGACACUUUUAUGGGUGCUGCACUUUAUUUUUGUUUGGUUUUUGAUGAGAGGGAAAAUAAGAGUACUGAAACGUUUUGUAACUUUUUUUUCUAACGUGCUGCUAGGUUUUUUGUUUUGUUUUGUUUUGUGUUUGAAGAGAGGAGUGGUACCAUAUGUUGCAGGAAGUCAAACUGGACUUUUUCUUUUGGCUACUAAAUUUGUCUUUAAUCUUAAUUGUUCUCAAUUUUGGAAUCAGAGUAUGAAAAUCUGCACAAAUGCAAUGUUUACAAGAACUGGUUGAUUCUAGGAGGCAUCUGCUACAGUCUUUUUUUAUACAGAUAUGUACAUGUCCUACUCUAUAAGAUUGAUUAAAGAUAAAAAUGUACUUGUAUCCUACUGCUAAUUUAGCUGUCAAAGAUCUGGUGUUUCGUCAUAUUAAAAGCAAUAAAUCAGUAGUUGGUAAUCUGCUUUACUAAAUAAGAUGGGUGAUACAAAUUUUUAAAGUCUUUCCUUUUAAAAUAAUAUUUGUAUUUUCGGCACCAUCAGUUAAAUCCUUGACUAUGAUAUAAAUUUGAUAUAAUGACAUUACAUUUACCCCCAAAGUAUUCUCAAAACUGUAUUUUACCAUGUUGACUUUUUAAUAUUAAGAAUUACAGGGGUAUAAAAAAUGAUGAACUAAUGAGAGGGGUUUUUGUGUUUUGUCUUUUUUAAAUAACAACUUUAAGCUCACUCUUAAUUUCUUUGCUUGACAUAGUCUGGGAUCUCUCAGGGAACAAGUUUAAAAAAAUACUAAUGGCCUGUAAGAACAAAUAAGAAAAAUACCUGGUUUUUAAAAUUUUGGUUAUUGUUUCACUCUGAUGUAACAUUUUGAAAAAGGACUCUUCUAAAAGGCAAGAGAAAUCUUGUAGAGCUAACUGCUUUGAGUUGCCAGCUACUUAUUUCUAAGAAUUUGGUAAUCCUGAUUGGUAAUGAUGGCUUUUACUACAUUUGUUAUUCCUCUCCUUAGCUCAGUUACCAUAGAAUGCUUCUGAGCUUUACUACUUUCUAUAUAAUUCACUUUAAAUAUGCCAGGAUAUUUGAUGAUUUAUUUUAUUUAGAAAAUAGAUGACAGUGCUAAUCAUGCUAUCCUUAUUAUUUGAGGAUUAAUCUUCCAACUUAUAAGAACAUGAGCUUUGAUUAUAGUCUUUGGCUCAGGACCCGAUCAGAGUAGUAGUAAAUUUUUGUAGUACGGCUAACUGGGAUUGGGAAUAUAUGUCUCAAUUUGAGAAACCAAAUAUGCUAAGGGACCCAUAUGAUGAUCGAUCUGGAACCUUGGCCUCAUUUGUACCUUGUUUUAACUGAGUUGAUCAGGCAUUUAGUACCCAUACAAAUGGACUGGAAUUAUUGAAUCAUACUCUGUAACAUCACAAUCUUCCUGGUUUUCAGAAUAAAAGUCUUUUUGUGCUUUUGAUAUAAAUAUAUACUCUAUAAUAAAAUGUUUGACUAAUUUA